This is a messenger RNA of Epithele typhae, 567 nucleotides long. RefSeq lists its product as uncharacterized. NCBI's taxonomy places the organism in Eukaryota, Fungi, Basidiomycota, Agaricomycetes, Polyporales, Epitheliaceae. The record is from RefSeq and is a predicted model, not a curated record. The transcript is spliced from 3 exons. Bases 1 to 567 code for a protein of 188 amino acids.
AUGGAUUACAUAGAGGGCUUCUUCUCUCCCACCCUCGACUGCUGGAAGAAAUUGAGGGCUCGGACCCGACCGUACGCGCUCCCCGGAUGCGCCCCCGAGAGCGCCAUCGGGAUCGUCAACCUCGCUCGGCUAACCGGGAAGGAGUCGCUCGUGCCCCUCGCCUUGCUGUGUUGCUGUCAGCUGGGCGGGAGGAUUUUGAAGGGCCUCGCCCGUCCAGACGGGACGUAUGAGAAGCUAUCUACGGAAGACUUCGAGCGCUGCUUGGGCGCCAUGGACGGGUUGACCUCCCACGGGAUUCGGCGGAUGCACGCCCUGAUCGGCACUCGACCUCAAGACCCAUGCCUCAAUUCACGGACGGACAACGACGGUCUGAAAUGCUUGGGGGGGAUCUAUGGCUUGCUCGAAUACUUCCAGCUCGCUUCCGGUCGUGGCAUGCCUAUUCUACCCACCCCGUUCGUUCUGCCCGAGAUGGCAGCAGCAGAAACGAAGCGAGUGGACUGGGAAUUCCUUAGUGCGUGGGGCUUCAAAAUUUGUCUGUACGACACCGACCCGUUCCUGAUACGAUAA